CCAUUGCGCACACUCGGAAGCAAUGUGUUUCGCUAGAUGACUAGAUGUCACUGUACCUGACAGGCAAUGGGCUGUGUGGCCCGGUUCCGGCUCAAAUUAGAAAGAAAGUCACGUACUAGAGUUUCCUCUCGUGUAAAAUUUUAUAGUUUAGCUACUCGCGUGUCUGGUGUGGGGUUUGUACUUGCAAGUGAGUUACCGAGGAUGAUUCUUAGCGCCGCUUGACCACGUUCCAGCCUUGCGCGGAAUAGCCGGGUGGACAUUUUGUUCUGUGUCGUUGGUGUUUUAAAUGCUACACUGUUUGUACACCGUCGUGAAGCGAAAGUGGAAACGAAUUAUGUGAUUGUGGGCAUCAGCCAUGUUCUACAGGUGAUUUCUGUAGCGGUGGAACGUUGCAAGUUUCGUCUGUUCAGCUAGAAGGCACGCCCCUCCGCUCGGUAAAACUGGACGGUUGCCGAGGAUAAAUCGGUGUGCAUUUGUUUUCUGUGAUCAUGGCGGAUGAUGAGGUGCUGUUUGACGAUGUGUACGAGCUGUGCGAGAUCAUUGGCAAGGGCCCGUUCAGCGUGGUGCGGCGCUGCGUGCACCGCCACAGCAGCCACCAGUUCGCCGUCAAGAUCGUGGACGUGGCGAGGUUCACGUCCAGCCCGGGCCUCAGCACUGCAGACCUGAAGAGGGAGGCGACCAUCUGCCACAUGCUGAAGCACCCGCACAUCGUGGAGUUGCUCGAGACCUACAGCUCGGAGGGCAUGCUCUACAUGGUGUUCGAGUUCAUGGACGGCUCGGACCUGUGCUUCGAAGUGGUGCGCCGUGCCUCGGCAGGCUUCGUCUACAGCGAGGUGGUGGCCAGCCACUACAUGCGCCAGAUCCUGGAGGCGCUGCGGUACUGCCACGAGAACGACAUCAUCCACCGCGACAUCAAGCCCCAGUGCUGCCUGCUGGCGACCAAGGAGAACUCUGCCCCGGUGAAGCUGGGGGGCUUCGGGGUGGCCGUUCAGCUGCCGGGAGGCCAGCCAGUCGCAGGAACGGCCCUGGAGUCCAGACCGAUGCUCAGUCCCCAGGGUCAGCUCUACCUCAAGGCCGACAGAGAAGGUGCGUUGCGUCCCGCCUGCUGUCGGGUCGGCACGCCCCACUUCAUGGCCCCGGAGGUGGUGAGGCGGCAGCAGUACGGCAAGCCCGCGGACAUCUGGUCCACGGGGGUCCUGCUGCACAUCCUGCUGUCGGGCGCUCUGCCGUUCCUGGGCGCGCGGGAGCGGCUGUACGAGUGCAUCUGCCGCGGCAAGCUGCACCUGGACACGUCAAUGUGGGAGUCCGUGAGCGACACUGCCAAGGACCUGGUGCGGAGGAUGCUGGCGGUGGACCCCAAAGAGAGGAUCACCAUCCAGGAGAUACUGAACCACAAGUGGCUUAGGGAUCGAGACAAAAACUCGGCCAAGAUGCACCUGGCGGACACGGUGGAGGAGCUGAAGAAGUUCAACGCGCGCCGCAGGCUGAAGGGGGCCGUCAUGGCCGCCGUGUCGUCGCCCAAGUGGUCGUCCUGCUUCUCCGACCCGGGCAGCGACGGCUUCUCCGACUUCCGGGACGACGAUGUCACCUCCUUGGGAGCCGUGAGCCUGGUGCUGGACUCGCUGGACGACAUCCACUGUCUCCAGGAGGCACCGCUCACGGACCGCGACUUCCUCCACUCGGUGCUGGAGGAUCGCCAGCUUCACGCCCUGCUGGAGCUGUACGACCGCAUCUCCAGCAAGGUGGUGAGCCCGGCGCGGGCGCCGCCCAGCGACGCGGUGCUGAAGUGGCGGGAGGUGUGCGACGCGCUGGGCGAGCUGGACCUGCCGUGCCACGGCGACGAGGACAGCAGCACGGGCGAGCUGCGCGACCUCCUGUGCCGGCCGCACCUCAGGGCGCUGCUGCAGGCCCACGAUGUGGCGGCGCACGAGGUGUACGGCGAGGAGGCGGUGCGCGUGACGCCGCCCCCGCUGCUGCCCUACCUCAACGGCGGCGACCCUGACGGCCCCGACGGCGACGUGGACCUGGAGAACGUGACGCGCGUGCGCCUCGUGCAGUUCCAGAAGAACACGGACGAGCCCAUGGGCAUCACGCUGAAGAUGAACGAGGAGGGCAAGUGCAUUGUGGCGCGCAUCAUGCACGGGGGCAUGAUCCACCGCCAGGCCACGCUGCACGUGGGCGACGAGAUCCGCGAGAUCAACGGCGUGCCGGUCGCCAACCAGUCCGUCAACGCCCUGCAGAAGAUCCUGAGGGAGGCACGGGGCUCCGUGACGUUCAAGAUCGUGCCCUCGUACCGCAGCGCGCCGCCCCCGUGUGAGGUACAAAUCUUCGUGCGGGCGCAGUUCGACUACGAUCCGCUGGACGACGACCUGAUCCCCUGUGCCCAGGCGGGCAUCGCGUUCAAGACGGGGGACAUCCUGCAGAUCAUCAGCAAGGACGACCACAACUGGUGGCAGGCGAGGAAGGACAACGCCGCGGGAUCGGCGGGUCUCAUCCCCUCGCCGGAGCUCCAGGAGUGGCGGACCGCGUGCAUGGCCAUGGAGAAGAGCAAGCAGGAGCAAGUGAACUGCUCGAUAUUCGGCCGCAAGAAGAAGCAGUACAAGGACAAGUACCUGGCGAAGCACAACGCCGUGUUCGACCAGCUCGACUUGGUCACGUACGAGGAGGUCGUCAAGCUGCCGCUGUUCCAGAGAAAGACGCUGGUUCUUCUGGGGGCUCACGGCGUGGGCAGGCGGCAUAUCAAGAACACCCUCAUUGCGAAGAAUCCGGACAAGUACGCCUACCCCAUACCACACACGACGAGGCCUCCGAGGAACGACGAGGAGAACGGUCGCAACUACUACUUCGUCUCGCACGAUGAGAUGAUGGCGGACAUCGCAGCCAACGAAUAUCUCGAAUACGGUACCCACGAGGAGGCGAUGUACGGCACCAAGCUGGAGACGAUCCGCAAGAUCCACCAGGAGGGCCGGAUGGCGAUCCUGGAUGUGGAGCCCCAGGCCCUGAAGGUGUUGCGCACCGCGGAGUUCGCUCCGUAUGUGGUGUUCAUCGCGGCGCCGGUGCUCCAGAACAUGGCAGACUACGACGGCAGCCUGGAGCGCCUGGCCAAGGAGUCGGACCUCCUGCGGCACGCCUACGGCCACUUCUUCGACCUGACGAUCGUGAACAACGACAUCGAGGAGACGAUCGCGGCCCUGGAGAAGGCGAUCGAGCGAGUGCACACCACCCCGCAGUGGAUCCCGGUGUCGUGGGUGUACUGACACCAGCUCAGCCCGGGGUCCCUCAUCUCGCUGCAGUAGCACCGCUGUCCUCUCCCCUUGCCCCGUACCUAGUCGCUCCCCGCCCGCCCCCACGGUGUACAUACUCUUCUGGAAGGAUUCGACUGUGAUAAGGAUCUGCGCGAGUAUCGUGAUGGAAGGAGAAAGGGAAAUUCAAACCUUCAAAAAGAAAAGAAAAA
Bacillus rossius redtenbacheri is the source of this 3454-nucleotide messenger RNA. RefSeq names its product peripheral plasma membrane protein CASK (gene CASK). The record is from RefSeq and is a predicted model, not a curated record. Gene Ontology annotation, molecular function: ATP binding; protein kinase activity; signaling receptor binding. Bases 489 to 3257 code for a protein of 922 amino acids. The transcript has 21 exons. NCBI's taxonomy places the organism in Eukaryota, Metazoa, Arthropoda, Insecta, Phasmatodea, Bacillidae. Gene Ontology annotation, biological process: protein phosphorylation; intracellular protein localization; regulation of neurotransmitter secretion. Gene Ontology annotation, cellular component: cell-cell junction; plasma membrane.